GUCAGGCUGAUAUUUAAGCCUUAGGGUUCAUCUAAGCUUUUCUAAUUCACAGUUGUCUAAAAUGAACUUAUCUUAUUAAUAAAAAAGUGAAAAGUUUUAUUUCCCCACAUUUGUAAAGAGAACAGUAAUGUGAGAUUUCUUACAAAAUGGGAGUUAGAAAUGAGUUUUAUGUCAUUAUGGGUUUAGACAACUAUGUUGUUCAGGAGUGACUAUAGCUUACAGUUUUAAAUUUCCAUUUAUGCCUUGUGCUGCACACUGGAAAUAGUUGCAUAAAUCCCUUUGGCAGUCAGGUCAAAUUUGACACCAGAAACAGAGACCAGCAGCCUCUGAGUGGGGACGAUCUAGGAACCAUCAGACAAAGUGGAGGAAAGAAAAAAAAAACAACAAACCAACUCACCGAAAACCAUCUCGCAGAGAGGAAAAGGAUGAACACCAAAGGAAACCCCAAGCAUCAGUACCAAGAAGGCAAACCCCAGCCCUCAUCAGAAGCUGUGAAGGCAGAGCAAGCCGGCAGGUGGACUCCGAAAGCCCUCGUAGGAGGAGAGCCUCUUCCUGUGGCGGCCACACACCAGCACAGCCCGUACAGGAGCUGCUUCUUCUCCUUCUUCUUCUCCUUCUCCUCUCCGUGGCCGCCCGUGCCCCGCGCUGCCCGGCCGGGCGAGAUGAAGUGGAGGAGGAUCGCCGUCCUUGCCAGCCUGCAGGCACAGCUCCCAGCCACAGAUGCUGCAUCAGUUCUUGGCCUCACAGAUCCCAGGCUCUGCUACGUGCUGGAUGGAUUCCUCUUCAUUUAUGCAGUGGUCAUUACAGCCCUUUUUGUGAAGGCAAAGCUCAGCCAGGCCUCUGAACCACAGCUACGACCAGGCCAGGAUGACGUGUACAAUAAACUCUCCCGCACGCAGAGAGACGAUUACGAUGUUCUGGGAGGGAGGCGCGGCGCAGACCCCGAGCUGGGCGGGAGACACCAGCAGAGGAGAAAGAAUCCUCAGGACACGGUCUACACUUCACUGCAGAAGGACAAGAUGGGCGAGGCAUACAGUGAGAUUGGAAUGAAGGGAGAGCAGCAGAGGCGGCGAGGCAAAGGGAAUGAAGGCCUCUACCAGGGACUCAGUGCAGCAACCAAGGACACUUAUGAUGCUCUCCAAAUGCAGCCUUUGCCCCCCCGCUAAGGGGGAGCCUCAGAGGGGAUGGGCAGGAGUGAGAGAUGCCCACCUGCUUUGGGGAGGAGAGGGGGGAAAGCCUUUUUCAUCCAGCACAAGCACUGUGCGUUUUCUGUGUGCAAGAACCUCCGUGGGCUGGUGCCCACGAAUCUGGACCCGGCCCUUUCCUUCUCCCUCUCCUCCUGAAUCAUGUAACUGCUUCUGCUGUUAGAAUGUACAUAUCUGUAAAGUUGUUUCCAAUUAUAGUGGGUAUUAGGCUGAUAUUUUUUUUUGUAAAGUUUGUGUUGUGGGACCAGACCACACCCUGUAACAAACACAGCUAUUUCCACAGCUCCUCCUUGUCUUCCAGAGUAUUAAGACAUGGAAUUAUGGCUUUAUUGCAUUUAAACAAUUUGCAAAGAUAGGGCUGUAUUUACUUCCUUUAGUAUUUAUCUUAAGACUAUUUCACCCUUUUUGCUUUAAAUUUGCCUUUAAAAAAUUGCUUCAGUGGAGGGCAACUUUUUUUCUGUAAUUAUAAAGAGUGACAUGAUGUUACAGUAGUGAAGCAGAGAGGCUGAAUGCCAACCUUCCAGUAGGAAGAAAAUGAGCACCAACAUUCCAAAAAGAUCAAGCAAUGGCACUGCCACUCAUCCAUAAAUAUGAGCCAGGUAAGCUGAGUGAGAGACUUCUUUGAAGGCAGAAAAACAAAGAAAACAAGGAGAUGGGUUCCCCUGUUAUCACUUCCAGACAACAACCUGUACAACAACCAACAUAAACGCAGUUUCCAAAGCAGUCUCUCAUAGGGCUGCCUCUAAAAGGUGCAGGUGUCAUUCCAAAGAGGUGCCAGUUCACUAGUGUUGUGUGUUUUUGAUGAAUUAAUAAGACAGUGUCACAGGCCCGUGUGUGUGUGUAGGGAGCAGCAGUGGGAACAGCACGAGCUCCUUACCUGAGGCAUUCAGGCCAGCUGAACCCAGGGAAGCUGAGGGCAGGAUUCCAACAGGAGCUCCUACACACAUCCCAGAAGCUGGGAUGGGCUGUUGGGAAAUGCCCAAACCCAGGAUCAAAGGGACACUCACCUCCUGCUGCUACAGCCUGAGUUUUGCCUGCGCCUUGCAAGGCUGCACAGUGAAGCCUGAAGGAAUUCAGCAGGAGCAAAUCCAGCCCAGCACAAUCAGGGGUGCUGCACCUCGCCUCAGGAGCUGACCAGGCCAUCUCUGCAUUCCUCACAGAAGAAGGAGAGCUAAGGCUGAGCUGUGGGAACAAGAGCUGCUGCUCUGGGUGCUGCCCAGAUGAGGUUAUGUCUUCUUUCCAGGGACUGGGUGGGUUAGCAGCAGAAAAACUUGCUGAAAUGGGUGCUAUGCAAGUUCAAAGGUGGUUUUACUUCUUUAGCAGUAAAACUGUACCUGAAGUAGGUGCUUGUAGCUUUUAAGGAAUAUUUGCAAUAAAUUAAAGCAAAAAAAAAAGUAAACUGAGACAUGUUAAUGAAUGUUUCUCACAAAAAAAAUUUCCUAGAUCCUUUACUGUUCACUGCAGUGACAAGAAAAAUUGAGAGAAGUGGGUGAUAACUGGGACAGCUGAGCUGAAAAUUACAGUAAAGUUAUGCUGCAAAGCACUCGAUGCAAGAACAAAGAGUGCUGAAAACAGCUUUCUCUUUUUAAAUCACCGCAUCUGCAAGAUGCAGAAAUCACAGCGUUUGGCAGCAUGAAAUACCAACCACCAAACAAUAGGAAUGAAAUUCUUUGGGAGGGAAAAAAGUCACCUUUAUGCUCUUUAUAUAUCAAUGGAUACCUUGAUUUCCAAAAGCACCCAACGCUGGUUUUGGGGCCACUCACCGUGCGGUUGAGCUGAGUCUCCUCUUUGCCUUCAUGAAGCGACUGAAGCUGUUUCUGCUUUUAGGAGAGGAGCUGAUAAAUACAGAAUUAGAACAAAAGCUUCAAGCAGAGUGCAUAAAACCCGGGCUCUCCUGCAGUUUGACAAGACAGAGGGCACCACAGAUCAAUCUUCUGGCCCAGUUUGAUGCAUGGAGGAAGGGGAAUUACCUCCCUCCGACACAUUUAAAAACUACAAACAAGGGCAUACAUGUUAAAACACUUGGAAAAUGGUUUAAUGAUGUUUACAACAGAAAUGAACUGUACAAUUACAGUAAGUUUAAUAUAUAUAAAAAAUUACAGCAGACAAAUGCAUCUACACAAAAUCUACCUUUUCAUUCUGAUUUACUGUAAUCUACACAAUCUCUCAAUGCCCACAGCUAUCUGUAGGCAACCACUGGGAAAAUAAUAAUAAUAAUAUAAUAAUAAUAAUAAAGGACAUCUUUAAAGAGACAGCAUUUCGCCUUCCUCCUCACCCUUAGUGUGAUCAGCAAGGUUUUGAAAUGUGUGGGACUCUCACAUUUCAGUCUCAAGAAAAGCUUGGGUUGCGUUUGGGUAGGGUACUCCCAUAAUGGCCCUUGAUUUCAAGUGUUCUGCUGACCUCAAGUGUAAAAACGCAGCGUAUGAGGAAGGGUAAGAGAAAAAAAAACCUCCCAGCCAGUGUAAGCAGGCAGUUGCACAGAGCAGUGAAACCAUUAGGACCAAAAACUUGUCUUAUUUAGAAAAAAAAAAACCAAAAAGGGACUGCCCAGACACUACAGACAUUCACAAAUCCUCAUCUUUUGGAAAAUUAUGAUCAGAUUUAGAAGAAAAGGGCUUGGUUUUCCACUCCCAAUUCUUCAUACCAAGGGGUAGUUUUCAAACGAACAUGUUAAAUACUUUUCAAAAACAAAAUUUAAGCUACUUCCUCUUUGGCCCACCCCUUAAAAACUAUGAAAACCCCCUUUGCACUGAGAAAGAACCUCAGGUCAGUGGGGAUAAAAAAAGAACAUGCUGUCUCUUUAAAAAGAAAGAAAGAAUCCCAGUUGGGAGCGGCCAUCAGUGAAAAUGCGAUCCAAAUUGGCGGUCUGGUGGAAAUUCCUCACGGAAUAUUAUGUACAGUUUAAAAACCCUUUGUAGUUGGUUUUUCUUUUAUUAUUAUUUAUGAACACCUAGGCAGUGAAAACUGUUAUGUUAAUACAUACAUAGACACACCCAAAACAUACAAAAAUACUAUUAUUUCAAACUACUAAGAAUAGGACAAGUUCAGUUAUCUCCAUGCUAUGACUUUAAGAGCAUUACACUGAAACAAACAAGAAUUUAAACGACAAUUUUUUAAUAUCCCAGAAAUAUACCAAAAUAUACAUCUAAGCUUUGGAAUUACUGAGGUUAGACUAAUGCAAGUGCUGGGUAAUCGUACUUAAUACACAAGUCUAAGGUUCUGCAGGAAAGAAAUUAUCUUUGGUAUCUGCAUCAGGCUAAUAAUAUUAACAUUUGGAUUUUGCUUUGGGAUAGAGCUUGUCUGACCCUAGAACCAAACACCCCCCAAUCAACUGAGAUUAAAAAGAUCCAUGUAAAAAGUUCCUCCAUUUGCAAUCCCCCCCCAAAAGUUAAAAAGUCACAGGCAUCUACCUAGCAUAAAAGGUUGAGAAAUACAAUGCAUAGUUGCACAGUGGUGCUGCAAAAGUAAAAGAAAUCUAGAAAAAAGGAACUAGAGGAGAAAUGAAAAGCUGCUUCUUCUUCUUUCAGGGAUUUCUCACGACAGGACAGCCUCUUCCAAGCAGUGAAGGGGGGGGAAGCUCAGAAGUGCACCUCAGCGUGUAUUAAUCAACAUCACCCAGCCCCCAGAGGGUUAAAGCACCCAGCAGAGCAGCCAAUCCUGCACCCAAGUCUUCAGCUCCUCAACCCACCUGCGAAGCCCCGGCCUCCCCUCCCAGCGCCUGCGCCCCAGAUCUCACCCUGGAGCCGGGAGUUGCUGCCCAGGCCAGGCCGGCCUCACAGGUGGGCUUGGUGUUGAAGACGCCCUUUGUCUUUGGUUUGUUUGUUUGUUUUGAGUUUAUACAAUCAUUAGGAAAUCUUUGGUUUUGGCUGGAAAUUUUAAAAGAACAAAACAAAACAAAGAAACCGCCCCCUCCCGACUUAUAGCAGCCACCGUGACCUGACAAAGCUUCUCUUUCCCAUGGGGGUAGGGGAACUACAUUCAAAUAAAGAUGGACCGGGUUAAGGAUGCAGCUUCUGGCCAGGUUGGGGAGUGGGGAAGGGAUACAGGAUUGUCAAAUAAUAAAGAAGAAAAUUAAGUAUUUGGAGAUUUCUAUUUUUUUUCCUUUUUUUUUUUUUUUUUUUUUCCUUUUUUGGUCAUGUUAAAAAGUGAGUAGCACGUACACAGCACUGGGCUUGAGAGAGCCUCCAGGCCCUGGAGCUCAGCAUGGCUCUGGGGUGGGAAAAGGCAGCGUGGGUGGCCCUUUUCCAUGGAGAAUGGAGGGGAGGGAGUGGAUAUUCACAGACUAAUCAAGAGGACCCCUUGUAACCAAAGGAAAUAAGAUAAGAUUGCAAUUUGCCCUCACUUUGCAGUAGCUUUUAAGCAGCGACAUUCAGAGGCGUUAGGGGGUCACUCCCCAGGUUGCAGGUCACGGGGUGCUAUAGGCCAGAGUUCAGUGUUAAUCAAAGGAGGGAGGGCAGACUUGGCAACUCUGUGGGGUUUGGAGAAAGUUAAAGCAAGUUACUCAGUUACGAGUUAGAAAUGAGGUAUACGACAGCUCCUGUACCUGUGGCGGAUAACCACCCCACACCUACUCACACCUAGCCUUAGAUACUACCACAGAGGAAGGAAAUGGAACAACGGCACUGGCGGGGAUGGAGGGGCUCCUGCCGGGCCCUCCGCACGGAGCACACGGGGCACACGGGGCCGGUGCUGCUCCAGCCCUCUGGGAGCCACCCCGGCAGUGCCUUCCCUUCCCCGCGCCGCAGGGAACUCGCGGGGAGUGGCCCUGAGCUCCGAGCCUUUCUCUUUGCUUUUUCCCCUCGGAGCACCAGGGUCACGGAGGCCGACACGUGGAGAGUGAAUGGGGGAAGAACUAACGGGUUUGUCUCAACUGCCUUGUUCUCAGGACACUGUCACGGGUGCUCUUGUUCCUAAAGCGUUUCUCAAGGGUGUUGUGCGAUCUCCACGAGUUGCCCCUUGGCAUGCCAUUCCCUAAGGUCUUGGGAUUCCUACUGUGAAAUAAUUUCAGGGUUUUAUAGCACCGCAACGUGCCGGCUUGGAACGCACACGAAGUUAUGACAUUCAGGGAACAGGGCUUCUGUGGCUGCUGCCACAGAGUCCAGCAAAGGCAGUGUGAAUCCUGAAGUGGGGCCUACAACAGACAAGACAAUUUUGGGAGGGAAGGGGAAGCUAACAUGAUAAAUUAAGUAUCUUACGGUAUUAUAUAAAGCUCCGCCGGAGAAUAUUCCCCAGCAGACCGACACAGUUUUAAGACAGAUCAGCGUUUUGGUCUGAGCUACUUGACAAUGUCCUGUUUGGUAGAGAGAUGAAAUAAGGCAGAGGGGGUAUGUUCCAGUUCUGGGGCUGAGCCUCAGCAGCACUCAGGAACGCCAAAGGGUAUCGUCUUCCCUCGCCUCCCACAAGCUGUUUCAUUUCCUUCCUCAGAUUUGUUUUCCAUAAAGCACACCUUGUUUUCCACUUCUUUUGUUCCAAGUGCUCUUUUCUUUGAGAAGUCAUUUCUUCAAUAUCCCUAUUACCUAUCUAUAAAUCUAACUAGCUCUUUGAAAAGUCACACAAUAUUAAUACCACUUUUACAUAAUGUCAGAACAACAAUUCUAUUAGUAAAGCUUUCAGUGAAGUUCUGCAACCCGAUUGGUGUCCGGAGGAAGAAUAGCUGGACAUCCCGGUCUCCCCAUUCCUCCCUCCCUUUCUUCACAAGAGCUCACCAAGUUCACUGAUAAAACAGCUCAGCCCAAUAGCACGAUACAUGAACAUGUACAAGGCUACUUUGGGGAGCAAAGAAAGGAGUCUUCAAGGUCCCUCCCUUGAGAGAACGACCAUAUGCAAAAGCUGUUGAACAGACUCUGACCUUGGACUACACUGCUUCCACAUUUGAAGGAAAGAAACAGUUUUCCCUGACUGUAUCCCAACAUCAGCCUAAGACCCGCAGCACUGGGCAAACCCCAGACACCGUUUGUCUUCACAGAGCCAAAGCAACUCCAUGCAGAAAAGGUGGGAGUACCCGCAAGAGAUGAGGUCCUCAGAGGAAGGGACACUGACCCAAAGCUCAAAAAACCCCCACCCAGCUUUUCCUCUUACCCGCUCUGAGAACAGCAGAGCUGACAACUUAUCAGUGCCUUUGGUUCCCUACGAGGCCACCGGGAAUUCUGCUCCCCAGUGGAGUCGAGCUCCUUUAGAAACCCAGCUCUCGCUCACCGCGCGCAGCCGGGGCCGGCCGGCGCUCACACGCACUCGCACGCACACCCACCCACGCACACCCUGCCCUCUUCCCCGCUCCAGCAGCCUCGGGGAAACGGGAUGGGAGCCUCAGAGCCCACUCGGAGCUGGCUGCAGCACCCUCCCAAGGCAAGAACCACUCGCUCUUCUGCUACUCCCACCACUACACCGAGACCUCGGCCAGGGGAACGACCUGGUCCCUCACCAACGUCACCUCAAAGCUCCUCUCCCACAACCGUCUCACAGUAUUUCAACCCUUUCAGGCAGACCAGCCAGGCGUUAGGAGUAGGUUAGCUUUCACCUCUCUCAGUUUGGUUUUUUCUUUCAUAGUUUUUGGUCUAGACAGGAUUAGCAUUGCUAUUAGAAAAGGAAGUGUUUAAAAAGUUUUCCACCUAUUAUCAAGCACUACAAGCCCUACAUUCAGUAACAAGACAAGGGGGAUAAAAGGAACCUGUUUCACUUUUGCUCUCCCAGAUAGAUUAAGAUGCGACAACCAUUCUUGUCCCUCCCUGGAGUUAAACACAGCAGACCCAGUUCAGCUCUGGAGCAACUCAACUCAGCUGAAACGGAUUUACAGCCCCGAGGUCGAUCCCAGCCCAGAACAGCCAUCUCUCCCCCGAGCCUCCCCGAUAUUUGUUGCCUCAUCUCCAGAUCCCAGCGAGGGGCAAGGAAAGGCCAAGAGGGAGGGAAGUGUGCGCACACUCGAGAGGACCCUGAACAGCAACCCCAUCAGUAACCUGCAUGCCACCACGUGCUGUGCUGCAGAUUAGACCACAGAUAAACCAACCAAACAACAAUCCCGAACCCAGGAGCGACAAAAUGUUUCCUUUGGCAAGACAGAUACAAGGAAAAAAAUUUAUGAGCAAACAUUUUCCUUCUAACACAGUCAAACCCCCUUCUCUCCCCCCAACAUCCACCCACCCCCACCCGACCCUAUAAAGUUGUAACCUAUAAACAGGAUCUCAAAUACAUACAGCAUAAUCAUGUUUAUCAAUCAUAAUAAACCAUCAGUUCAACUAAACUCUACAGCUAGAAUUAUCUCCACUAUUUAUAAAGUUUGCUUUUCUCUUCUGAUUUUUUCAGUUUAAAACCAGUUCUGCGACAAUGCUAAGCUAUGCUGAGGUAUUUUAUGAAGGUGCCAGAAGCCAGCUGCUACCCACAAGUAUUGUUCUCAGAGCUGUAUGGUGCUACCUUUCGCUCGGGGAAGAUGGGGAAGGAGCGAGGAGGGAAAGAGGCAAAGGCAGAGGGAUGGAGACAGGGAGGGAGAAAGGGGGCCCAGAUUAUUCCAGUUAUGGACGGUUCUUAGCAGGGCAUCACUGAUGGACCUAAGACAGCCCCAAGACAAAGCUCAGUAGGUGCUUCAUGUUUAGGAAUUUGGUCAGAAAAGAAGUACCUGAUACGUUCUACAUGCCAACCUUAUUUGUCUACUCGAGUAAAAGAUGUCUUUUCUCCCACAGUUAAACUGUUUGUAAUUUCAGUGCAAUCUCCCUAACGCUCUCCAAAAAGCGUCCCAACAGGGGUAAAAAUUCAGAGCAUGUCCCCACUUGGAGAAACCUGGGAGAAGUGGCAGACAGAUCAAAUGCAGAUAGAUCAGCUGAAAAAAUCAAGGUUUUUUCCAUGCAUUACUGUGUCCAUUUGUGAAGAUACGCAAAUAGAGGAAUUGCUUUUCAUUGUUCCAAAAGCACUGAAACUACUUGCACUGACACAGCUGGAACCAGGUACCACUCACACCGUGGAGACAAAGAUAUGAGCAUCUUAAGAAACUGUGAGCCAACAACUCUUUGACAAAAUCUCCCCUGUCAAGUAUCUUUAAAGUAUUUUAGGGGAUCUCCUCUGGAAAGAAGAGAGAAACUCACAAGCAGCUACAAGAGAUUCAGUGAAUGAGAAGGGCAGAACUUGUGCAAGGUAGGUAUCUUGAAUUCUAUAUUGCUAUAGUACUUUGGGAGGGAGAGGGCAUAUGUACAGCUUGCAAAAAUAGAAAGGGAUUUGAGUUGGCUGUGCGAGAGCUGACAACCAUAAGAUGCAGUGGGGGGUAGCAGGCCAGCUUAUUCCUUUGGUAAUACUCCACCCUAGGCAAUAUCCAACAGGGACAGACAGACCCUGCUGGGGUACAGGGUGUGGAGAAACAGCAGUUAACCUCUUCAGGCAGAACAGGAACAGGGAAUAGUGACUCUUCAUAAAGUUAAUGUGGCAGUAAAAACAUCUAUGUUUUAAACUUCCAGUUUAAAACCAAGUAUCAUUGAAAAUUUGGACCAUGCAUUAUUUUAUCCAUCCUAAAACACCUGUCUCUAAGAUCCUUUUGUAUCUUUAUAUAUUUCUUUAUCUAAGAAAAUAGGAAUUGAUAUUUAAGGUAAAUUAGAUGUUGCUUUGGUUUAGUAUCUGUGGUAUGGCUCCAGCUGUAAUGGUUGUGCUGCUCUAUUUGCAACAACAACAAAAAAAGAGGGAAUUCCUGUUUUAAGGAAUUUUGCUUCAUAAGAGUGUGCAGAGAGUUAAGGAAUUAACUCCCCUGUGUCCUUCACUAACUCAACUGCAGAAAUGUGUCAAAGCACCCCGUGUUGAGGCUUACAGAGGUGGCAAGUGAACAGUGGGUCAUAGGUUCAAGAGAUGUCUACAUCCACAGUACCCCCACAGUGAAUGAUAAAAAUGUACUUCAACUAACACAUUGUACAGUAACUCAGAAACAAAAUAAAUGCUCUGUAGGAAAUGUAAGCAGAUGUUACGAUUGUAAGCAGCCACACCCAUGUGUACUUUCUUUGGGCUGUUGGUGAAUCCUUCCACAGUGACUGUCGAGACCAAGUGUGCUAAAGUCAAAAUGUGCUAAAGCAAAACAGGUUUUUCUUAAGAUCAGAAAAAAAUGUCAUCAACAAGCUACAAGAGCAACACCUGAAGCCGUUCUCUAAAUUAUUUUUGAUCUUUUGGGCAUAUCUGUGUUUGUGUCCCUGGAAAUCUCUUGCUUUUUGAGCUAUCCCUGUCUGCAGGGAGAGUUUUUCACCUUCUCUUUUCUUGCCUGGGUACUGUGACAUGCUUGCAACUAUGAAAAGCAACCCUCUCACCUUUAAAUACAGAGACAUGGAACUCUGAAAAAGAGAUGCUAUUAUCCUUUUCCAACACACCAUCAAACUCCUUGUGAUCAUAUUUACUGGGUCUGUACACAACUGUUAUUUCUUUUCAGAUGCAUCAAUUUCUGCUGCCAGCAUGAUGAUGAUUUAAAAAGGAAACUUCUCCUAAAUUCUGGUACGUGAUCUCCCAUUCUUUCAUUCUGUGAAGGAGCACAUGUGCUCUAACUUGGCAGACGUACACCCACUGCCAGUCUGAUUUCUGUGUUUCACCUAAACACUGGAGGUAGCCAGCAUCCAUGAGGAAAAACACCCAUAGGGAUGAAAAGUAGGCUUCAGGAACAACAGUCAGUCAGUCACAGGGAUGUUUUAGGGGACAAUGAAUCAGAGCACACUGGCAAUGGAUGCCACGGGAUAUGUGCUGUUUGGGUAUUAUGUCAGCUUCUGCAAACAAAACCAAGGGGUUUUGGAUAUGUGGCUACUCUGAGUUUCCAGUUUCUCUCAGGAAAAGACUCGCUAAGAAAUUCCCUGGAAUCUGGGCCCCAGACAGGGUGAUGGGGUAGAGAAGAGGAGGGUAAAGGGGUAUAAGGUGCUCACACCAAAGCCAUGUGACCAAUGCAAAGGUAGUCAGGAAAAAAAGCAGAUUUUUAUAAUAAAUAAACCAUCCAAGCUGCAUUAGUGUUCCAGAUAUGUACUCAACAAGACCCUCUCCCAACCACAAACCAGCAAGAAUGGGACAUGAAAACUCAUUCAGACAGCUAAUGGCACAGUCUCCUGGAACUGUGGAGAGAGGAUUUUCCACUGAUUUAAGGCCCACCUUUCUUUGUGUUUCCUAGAUAUCUGCAAGGACCCCCCACCCCACCACAAAACCCCUGGGGGGAGGGGAUCCAUCGGAGACAAGCCCGGUGGCCUCCCCUCCUCCAACAAAAAAAGCUUCCUGAUAAAUUGUACUUUUGCACUGGCGUGAAAGUAAGCAGGGACUUUCAGAGUCAGGAACAAACGCUACAGCUGCGGUUUUCCCCAUCCUCUUACUUCACUCAAAACAAGUCCAAGGACUUGCAUUCCUUUGGUAGAAACUACAGACCGUGCUGCGGCCUCCAGACCGGCACAGUGGGUAUCAGCAUCUUCUCUUCCACUUCUUCCCUACCUCCCUGAAGCUCACCCAGCUGUACCUGUUGCUGCUCUGGAGCUUUUGCUGUGGGCCAUUGCCAUUUUUGCAGUAUUAUUCAUAGCCCUAAAAGUCUCCUGCACAGCCCGAAGAUACAGAGACACAUCAAAAAUACUGAGAUUCAUCCAUACUGGGGGGAUAAAGGUGGGACCUCUCGGAUUAACAAUCCUCUGACACUGCCAUUCUAUUUACACAUCAAAUAAAAGAAAACAAAUCAAAAUCAAGUUAAGAGUCUGCCCCAAGGAUAACACAAAUUACCAACCAACCAACCAAAAAAAAAGAUUAAAAAACAAGCAGCAACUUUUAUAUAAAAUUAAUAAAAACAAAAGACAAAUGAAAAAGAAAUUGUCAGUAGCAUCUAUCGCCUCUCUGCAUCUGAACUGCACUUACACAAACUAGUCCAUUAGUACAGCAGCUUGCUAGAAAUUGACUUUGGUUCAAGCUUAGUUUUAAAAAAAUAAAACAUAAAAAAAUCAAAAACACAUAAGAAACGGUGGACGGACAUUUGUUAGUUUCCCUGCUUGCAGUUCACUAGUUUUGAAGUUUCAGGGGUAAUUGGUUUAAAUAUCAGUAAAACAGGAAGGUGGAGAGUUAGAGAUGAACAGAGCAAAACCAUGGUGGUGGGGGGAGAGAUAAGGGGUUCUGCCACUUGAGUGCAAACACAAAUUCCCACAUGCUCAGGCCACAAACCAAAGCAUGUGUAGAGCUUAAAGUUGCUGCCUUCCGGAUCUUGGAUGAGAAGCUCCAGGAUCCCCCUGAAUCAUCAACAAAAUGAACAUAGCUGCAUUAACUCAUUAUUUUAGGACACUCCGGUGACAAAAGAAAACGGGGUGGGUGGGAAAGGGACUCUUCUAAUACCCUCACUAGCUAAAAGUAAUUUAGUUUUAUACACAUGGCAGAAACCUUUAAAUCCAUCAGGAAUGGAAAGUUCAACGUGAACUGCAUUGCAGUGAUCCAGUCUUCUCUCUUUAAAAAUCUUUUUUUUUUUUUUUUUGGUUCGGAUACUAGCUUGUAUAUUUAAGAAUAUACGGAUCUAACUUCUGUACAGUU
Messenger RNA from Prinia subflava (tawny-flanked prinia), 12695 nucleotides. It is a transcript of the gene CD247, whose product is annotated as CD247 molecule. The record is from RefSeq and is a predicted model, not a curated record. Gene Ontology annotation, biological process: T cell receptor signaling pathway. Gene Ontology annotation, cellular component: membrane; alpha-beta T cell receptor complex. NCBI's taxonomy places the organism in Eukaryota, Metazoa, Chordata, Aves, Passeriformes, Cisticolidae. Gene Ontology annotation, molecular function: transmembrane signaling receptor activity.